Psilocybe cubensis is the source of this 1413-nucleotide messenger RNA. RefSeq lists its product as uncharacterized. The transcript is spliced from 5 exons. Gene Ontology annotation, molecular function: magnesium ion transmembrane transporter activity. Lineage: Eukaryota; Fungi; Basidiomycota; Agaricomycetes; Agaricales; Agrocybaceae. Gene Ontology annotation, cellular component: membrane. Gene Ontology annotation, biological process: magnesium ion transport. The record is from RefSeq and is a predicted model, not a curated record. The coding region runs from base 1 to 1413 and encodes 470 amino acids.
AUGGAAGACAAAUACAUAGGCCUCGUGCUUGCUCUCCUUGGUUCAGUUCUUAUUGGAUCCAGUUUUAUUAUCACGAAAAAAGGCCUCAACGACGCAGCAACUGGAGGUAGCUAUGGCGCACAGGCUUCUGACAAUCUUGCAUACUUCAAAAAUCCCAUAUGGUGGCUAGGAAUGGUGACCAUUGCCAACUUUGCUGCGUACACAUUCGCACCUCCAAUAUUGGUCACCCCUCUGGGAGCACUUAGUGUAUUGAUUGGAGCUGUGCUCGCAUCAUUUCUACUGGGUGAAGAAUUAGGACAUUUAGGCCGCAUAGGAUGCACUCUCUGCCUUCUGGGUUCCCUCAUCAUCGUCCUACAUGCACCGGAAGACAAACCCAUCAAUACUGUUGAUGAGAUUUUGCAUUUCGCCAUUCAACCAGGCUUCCUUCUCUAUUGCUUUACAGUUCUGGUUUUCACGUUGUUCAUGAUUUACAUGGCCGUACCAAAGUAUGGCCGCACGAAUCCAAUCGUUUACCUUUCCAUAUGCUCCCUCGUCGGUUCUAUCAGUGUCAUGGCCAUUAAAGGCUUCGGUGUGGCCGUCAAACUCACAUUCGCUGGAAACAAUCAAUUUACGCACCCCAGCACAUACGUCUUCAUGAUCGUUGUUGCGCUUUCCAUCAUUGUACAAAUGAACUAUUUCAACAAGGCUCUCGACACUUUUUCGACCAAUGUUGUCAAUCCCCUCUAUUAUGUCGGCUUUUCGUCGUGCACUAUCGUCGCCUCUCUCAUUCUCUUCCAAGGGUUCAACACUUCGGACGCAUCCAACACUUUCUCUUUACUAUCCGGAUUCAUUGUUACAUUCCUUGGCGUGCAUCUUCUCAAUCUCUCGCGAACCCCUGAACCUCCUCUGGAUCACCUGAACGGACAACCGCAUAGUCAUUCCGCUUUAGAAGGUGGUCUAAUGAACCCUCGACUUAGUUUGCAGGGCCGAAUGUCAAUAGACGGCUGGAACGGCGUUGGAGGGGACCGUGGCAUAGACAUUCACAUGGGUGGCGUUGCUGCUGGACGGCAGGCAGGCAGGCAUGGCCGGCAGAGCUCUUUAUAUAAGGCGCAGUCAACGACGUUGUUCAAUGCUUUUGAAGAGGAAGAAGCGAUGAAUGGAUCACCGUCAUAUCGCCAUCAGCAGCACAAACGACAACCCAGCGCUGACCUCCACCGGCUGCGCGAGGCAGAGGAGUGGGAGGAGGACAAUGACAUGGACGAUGAUGACGACAAGCGCGCACUCCUCAACAAGGGAAAGCGGCGGCAGAACCCCAACGCAUCCAACAUCGCACUUCCGCUCACACGUAGCGGCAGUGGCGGCUCGCGCAGCCAUAGCCAUUCGCCUGUCCCGGAUUCUUCGCUAACGGACGUGCGGAUAACACCAAGGUCAUAG